Molecule: messenger RNA, 5868 nt
Organism: Anneissia japonica
Lineage: Eukaryota; Metazoa; Echinodermata; Crinoidea; Comatulida; Comatulidae
Product: trichohyalin-like
Exons: 29
Coding region: 171-5000 (1609 amino acids)
Biological process (GO): autophagy; late endosome to vacuole transport; autophagosome assembly
Cellular component (GO): phosphatidylinositol 3-kinase complex, class III, type II; phagophore assembly site; phosphatidylinositol 3-kinase complex, class III, type I
Source: RefSeq, a predicted model, not a curated record
GUAAUGUUGAGUGUUGGGAGACAGAUGUCAAUUAAAUUGAUUGCCGUAUUUCUUUCACAUUUUCGCAAGUCGUCAACUUCUUUGGAUUUUUUUACCAUUUAACGUAAGAAGGGAAAGUACAAACUCAUUUUGGGACUUAUUUACUUGGUUGAUGGAGCAUUGAUUGAAUAAUGGAAUUGUCUGAUGCGGAGGCUGAAUGGAGUGAGGAGGAAGUUACUGGAGAAAUCCAUUCUGACAAUGAGCAUGCUUCUACUGGAGAUGAUCAGGAGGAUGAGUUAGUAUCAAGUGAAGAGAGUCAAGAGGAGGACGAUGAUGAGGAUGAGGAGGAGGAGGAGGAGACAGAGGUUGAAGUCAAUAUUGACCAUACAGAUUUCAUCCUAGACAGUAUUGACAAAGAAUUGAAUGCACUUAUUAACAAGACAUAUCCAACUGACCAAUCAAAUGGGCAGAAUGGACAUGGGUUGACCCAGUCACCAUCAGUAAUGCAAAAAGAUAAUGCCAAGGGCAGAAAGAGAAAAGGUGGUAAAAAACGCUCGUCUCUUGAUGGUACCAAUGACACUGAGUUGGGCUCAGGUGUGGAAGAUGCCACUAUUACAGAUAAAGAAAGUUCCCGAAGAAGGGCUAUGGAAGUUGCGGAGCAACUGCUUCAGGAAGUAAAUGCAACAGAUUCUGGAAAUCAAGAAAUGGUCUUCAAAAAGUCAAAACCAAUGAAAGUCAAAGGCAAAAAUGGAAAAAUAAACAAAUCUAAGAAAGGAAAGAAAGGUGAUAGUGACACCAACACAAAACAGGAUAAUUUAUUUCAAGCAUCAAUUGAUGAUGAAAAACUAAGCCAGGGUCCACGAUUUGACAGUUCUAAUGUCAUUACCACUAGUAGCAGGAACGAGUCACAUCGGAGGAGAAAGAAGGUUCGGAAUAUGCCAACCAAAAAAAGGAAUAGUUCUGCUAAGAAUAAAUCAGAAAUUUCUGUCAAACCGUUGAGGACUACUGGGGCAUCCUCAGAUGGCAGGUCUGAAAAUGCUUCUGCAGGUGAUGGGGAUUACAUUGAAGGUGUGUUUGUGCAGUCUUCAGACAGAGAUAAAGAGGAUGAGACUGAUGAUGUCAGUUAUUUUAAUGAUGAAGGUGAAGAGUCUCUUCAUCAGUCACAUACAGACUUUUCUAGGUUUGAUGGAGAAGAAAGUUUAACCUCAGAUGAUCAGACUUUAGAGGAUGAGGAAGUAGAAGAUGCAGAAGAAGAGGAAACAUAUGAUGAGGAGGAUGAAGAGAUGCAUCACAUAAAUCACAAAACAUCAUCUCUCCACAAUGACCCUCAUCAUUAUAAAGAAUAUCCACAAUUCAAAUUAAUAUUGGAAAAAGAGAAUGACAUUGAUUCCAUGGCAACAGAGGACAUUGUUCAUGAACUGGAUAUAAGUUUUGGCCCUAAACUUCACCCUCCACUUUCACCAACUCCAAGAUCUUCUUACGUUUACAAAGGAACAUCUACAGACAACUCACCUCGUUCAAUCAAACAAGCAACCCAGAAGAAGCCUCGUAAAAAGAAGACACUCAAGCAGAAGGCAUCCAAGAAAAUGGUUGACAGCAAUGUUGGCAGUGGUGUUGGCAGUGAUGUUUCUAGUGGGUUACCAGAAUACAUGUACAUACGCAGGCCAGUUGGUGAGUCUGAUAUUGGCUCUGACUCCAACUACACUGAACAUUACGAACCCCUCUUCUGCGCAUCUCUGGUGUACACGGGCGAAGGAUUUAAACCAGGUCUGCUGCCAAGAAAAGUAGUACCAAAUGGGUAUAUACCAAGUGAUGUAGAAUCUGUUCAGACCGAAGAUUUUGAACGGCGUUUUCGUCACAUGAUGGUAAAGCAGGUGGCUGGCGUACCAAUCAUGAGCUUCGAUACGGUUACCAUUCCAAGCGAUCUGGAUUCCGUGAAGUCAGGUGAUGUCAGAGAAACAUUCCAGACUAUUCUAAAGAAAAAGAAAGGUUCUAAAAAUAGAUCUGUAGAUGACUUCUCUGAUCAAAGUGAUACAGCAUCAGAUAUUCCCAGGAAUUUCGAAGGCUCCUUUAAAGACAAAAGAGGAAAUGACUUGUUGGCGAAUGGAAGUGACGAAGACGUUAAUAAAGAUUGUAUGGAUCCAUCUAUGUUGCGCUACACCGGUGAUGUUAGAAAUGCUAAUGGAGAUGGUGUAAGGAGAGGAUUAUUGCACACAUCAAAUCAAGGUUUGGUACAUCCAGGAUCGACAAGGAGCGGUCUGAAAUUAGGUAGUCAGACGAGGCAGAAUUUUGUAUCUACUGUUCAAAAAUCAAGAUAUCCUCCCGGAAAGAAUAACAGUUUACGAGCAUUGGAGAAAAAGCACUCCAACAGAAGUCGGUCUUCAAGUGACUCAUUCAUCAACAUUAAGCAGGGUUUGGACAGUAGAUCGCUUGGACAUUCUGGAAGCAAAGGCAGGCCACAUGGGUGGAGUAAAUAUGAUGAGGUCAACAGAAGUAAGAAAAGCGCCCUCAAGAAACAGGGAAUCUCAGUACCAGGAAGGUUUCAUCAGAAAAAUGAGCUUCCGCCUUCUGAUGAAAUAUUACUUGAAGAAGAUGCAUUAACUUACCAAGUUUCUAGCCUCAAAAAUGAAUUGAAUGACAUCAAUAUGAAGAAAAAGAUUGCAUUGGGAGAAUUGAAGAUGUUAUUAGACUCUGUUCAUCAAAACAAGAACGAUAUAAAGAAAGCAGAUGAAGUUGUUCGUCAACAUUUAGAGAAAGCUGAUGCUGCAAGGUCAGAGCUAAUGGUUUUGGAAUUCCAACGAGACCAAGCACAACGUGAAUUGCGAGACGUGGAAGAGGAGACAGCCGCUAAGGGAAGGACCCUGCAAGAACUUGACAGAAGAUCCUCACAUAAUAGCCGGGAAGAUCUUAUGAAGUUAGGCCUCUCAACUGCUGAGAUUAUCGCUCUUGUUAAGGAACGGGAUGAGUUGAAAGAACGAGUUCGUCACAGUGAAGGAGGAAUGUCGGAAUUAGAAAGAACUGAGAUGCAGAGACAAUUAAGUCUCAGUAAACAAGAGCUAUUUGCUGAACAGAAAAAUUCCAGGGAGAAAAUUGACAAAUUUAAAGAGGAAUUAGAAGAACAGCAUCAUAAAGUGGAAGAACUUGAAUAUGAUCACGAAAAAGAAGUGAGGCAGUUUGAAGAGAAGGUUAAUGACCUGGAAAGCAAAGCGAUGAAGCAACUCACAGAGAAAAAUGACAUCAUAGAAAACCUGGAAAGGAACCAAAAGCAGGAGAUGAUAAAGAUGGAGAAAGCAUACACCAAAAAAGAGCAAGAGUGUAAUGCCCUGAAUAAAAUCGUCCAAGAGAAACAAGAAGUGUAUGAUGCACUAAGAGAAAAACUAUAUGGCCUCCAAGAAGAGCUUUCAAAGUCUAAUGAAACAAGAAACCAAAUUCUUCAAGAAAAAGAACAAGUUGAAAGAAAUAUUGAGAUUGAAAAACAAACAGCUUUACUGGAAUUGAGAGAUAAUUUAUUAAAGGAAAAAGAAGUUGAACUUGAGAAGUUGCAAAAAGAGAUGGACACAACGCGACAGCAAGUUGUCCGCCAUCAAGAGGAAACCUUUAGCAAACAAACUAACAAAUAUGAGGAAGAACUAAAGGAGAAAGUUUGUGAGAUUGAACUGUUAAAGGGUCGACUACAAGACCAGGAGAGCGCCACCAGAGGGCUUGGAGAGAAACUAAGGAAAGAGGCUCAUGACCAGAUUAAGAGUGCACUUAAAAAGGAACGGGAGAUCUGGGAAGGAGAAUCUAAGAGAACUUUAGAGAGGGAGAUACUGAAGAAGAAUGAGGAAGAAAGGUGGACAACAACGCAGUUGAAGGCAGAUGUUGCUAAGGAGAAACAGUUCUCCAGUCAGCUGCAGAUUGCUUUGAAUUCUCUUAAAGAAGAAUUGGACAAUCUCCGUCAGGAAAACCUUGCAAUGCACCGACAGAAAGUGGAAGCUGUGUCCAAAGUCAGAGAGGAAGCCCGUCACGAAAGGCACAAUGACCUGGAAAAGAUGAGGGAAGAACUUAAUCAGGAAAAGACAAAAGAACUAGAAAAGUUAAAAGAGUUGGAGAAAGAAAAAGAUGCAGAGAUAAAAAGACUGAAAGGGGAACUGCAACAAAAGAAAGAAAGAGAACGAGAAGUGUUAAGCGACUACGAGAGGAAUAAUCGAUCAAUCCUGGUGGAGUUGAAUGAUGAAUGCAAAAAAACUAGCAAUUUACUAGGAACAACGUCAAAGAAGAUUUUAGUAAGUAGCAAAUUUCAGAAGGGAACAGUAACUAAUGGCAGGACAUCAUCAAGUGGGUCAGAUGUUGAGAUGACGGGUAAAAUGCAGGUUUUGUCUGCGCUAGGCAACAUGAAAGGUUGCAACGAAGAUCUACGAAACAAAUUCCAAGAAUUAAAACAAAGCUUAGAGAAGCAGAAGCGCCUCAAUGUAAAGGCCAGCAAAGUGCGGGAAAAAGAGAAGAAAAGCAAAGACUCUUCGGGAAGUUCUUCUAGUUUACAAGCCAUGAAGGAGCGACUAGAAAUGGAACACAGUGAGGAAAUGGAGUCUCUGCAUCAAACUGUAAUGAAAUUGAAAGCGUCUGAAUCAGCUUUACAAGGAAGACUUGUAGAUAAAGACAGUGAGAUGAGACAAAUACAGAAAAGUAUGGGCCUAUGGAAGGAGGAAACUGCACUUAAAAUGGCUAAGAAAUUCGAAGAAGAAUUAAACAAAGAGUUGGACAUGAGGAUGCAGGAUUCAUUUGGACACCAUACACCAGUUAGGAGAUCUGCGAGCUCGGAUAGAAGCGCAAGUCCUCCAACACAGGACGCAAGUACUGUUAAGCUACUUCGACAUUUGCAGGAAAAAGUGAAGCUUCUACGUCAGGAGAACCUGUCCCUGAAACGUGGAAUGUACAGCUCCAGUCACAUGACAGCCGAUGAGUUAGACACUUCUAGAGAACUGUUGAGGAAGGAUCACAGCAUCCCAAAGCGUUCCCAUAGUUAUGGAAAACUUCCAUGAACAUUAACCGAUUUUGGAAUUUAAAAGAGCAAACCUGUUACAAGUACCUAGCAUUUCUCUAAAGAGCAGAAAGUUAUAUUAGCUUCCUUAACAAUGAUGAUGAUAACAAGCUACAAACUGGACAUGUGUAUGUAUGUGUAAUAUAUACACUUAACAUUACAGAUAUAUGCUACAGGUGUACUGCGCAAUGAUGAUGAAAAACACUGUACGUAACUGAACUGGUAAAACCACCCGGAAAUAGCUACUAAACAAGAUAGGCGCUGGAUUCAAUAUAUUAAUGGCAGAUGAAUAAUAAUGACUUAUGUAUUUUUAUAUAUUAUAAGCAUACAACUUAAUUACACCUUGAUUGUGGUAAAUAUGCAAUUAGAAAUAUCAGGUACUUCAGUAUGUUACUUUUUAUAAUGAAAUUUUUACUAUAUAAAUGCAAGUAAAGGACACGGAAUUGAGCCAAGUAGCCUUAAUUAAUUACUAACUAGCAUUAAUGACUAAUUAAUCUAAAUGUCACAUUGCAAAUAGCUAGCACCUUGAUUAGUAAAUGGUUUGUAGAGACUUGUUACCAUUUUUAUGAAUCAUAAAAAAGGAGUACUGUAUAUUUAUGAUGUUAUUUAUAUAAUUUAUAUGUUUUUUGAUUUAUUGGUACGUACUGUACGAGAUUCUGUGCAUGAAUACACAACAACACACAACAAAAUGAGAAAUAGGGCCUUCUUCCUACAGUGGAGUGAAAUAAGCUACAUAUAUAUUUACGAUGUAUAUAGAUUAUUAUUAUGUUACUAAAACCUACCUUAAGGGGACAAAAGAGAAAUUAUAGAACAAUUAAAAAAAUGACGUUAAAGGAAAAAUAACACAAAAGAUAUUCCCUUUAAUUCCA